CUCCGCAUAGUUACCGUCGAGUCGCUGUAUCUAAUUUGUAACUCAGAGUCACCAGUGACACUUCGUCUUGUCUUGUCAAUUUAGGCGUCUCAAAUCCCUUUCGUCUUUUCCAUUAUCCUUAUUCUUUCACGCAAGUCAUGGCCCCCUCCUCGGAACAGCAGCAGCAGCAGCAAUCGGCAGCAACGACGUCUUCGUCCUCCUCAGACUCAGUUCAAUCUCACUCGUGGGAACGGGUGGAGCGUAAAUUCUCCAACAAAUCUGCUAGUGAAUACUUCGAUCCAUGCCAGGACUUCGCAGACCGAAGUCUGAAAUGUAUGAAACGCAAUGCUUUUGACAGAGAGAUGUGUCAUGACUACUUCCAGGCUUAUCGUGACUGUAAGAAGCAAUGGCUGACGCAGAAGAAGAGAGCUUCGUAGGCUAAUGCCGAAGCAAACAAUCCGCAGCCCACCUUUCCUUGAGUUGCCUUCAUUUCUUGCUCCGCGGUGCCCAGCAACAUUGAGAAACGCUUCGAGGCUAGUCUCAGACUGUGUUGCAUUCCAAUGAGUAGUCAUACUGUGAUGAAAUUUGUAGGAAUAUGCGUUCGCAUCAGGAGGCCGGUCAUGCUCGGGGCAAGCAGAGACUGUCGAUCAUGUCACUAAAGGUCGCUCUCUGGCUAGAAAAUAAUUGGCAUCAAGGCUGGCAAAGGACGUUCACUCGGCAGAACGAUAUCUUCUUCGUCCUUUGCAACUGGCUAGUCUUUUCGACACGCGUUUACGCUGCACUUGGGUAUUUUAUUCAGGAAACUCGUCCCCUCUCCUCAGCUUCCGCUUAUAUUGUACAUUACUUGCAUGUUGACUGACAUCGCCACAAAAUUAUUCAAUGCG
Molecule: messenger RNA, 863 nt
Organism: Aspergillus saccharolyticus JOP 1030-1
Lineage: Eukaryota; Fungi; Ascomycota; Eurotiomycetes; Eurotiales; Aspergillaceae
Exons: 4
Coding region: 138-416 (92 amino acids)
Source: RefSeq, a predicted model, not a curated record